Bufo bufo (common toad) is the source of this 825-nucleotide messenger RNA. RefSeq names its product olfactory receptor 10A5-like. The record is from RefSeq and is a predicted model, not a curated record. The transcript has a single exon. Gene Ontology annotation, molecular function: olfactory receptor activity; G protein-coupled receptor activity. The coding region runs from base 1 to 825 and encodes 274 amino acids. Gene Ontology annotation, cellular component: membrane. NCBI's taxonomy places the organism in Eukaryota, Metazoa, Chordata, Amphibia, Anura, Bufonidae. Gene Ontology annotation, biological process: G protein-coupled receptor signaling pathway.
AUGGCUUUGGCAGCAAAUGCAAUGGUAAUUCUCCUGGUUGGGGUCACCAAGAGCCUCCACUCCCCUAUGUACUUCUUCCUCAGCCAGUUGUCCUUGUCUGAGAUCCUGUUCACCAGUAACAUUGUGCCCACCAUGUUAUGGCUGAUACUAAAGGAAAGGGGUAAAGUAUCGAUUGUCUGGUGUUUAUCUCAGUUCUAUUUAAUGGGUGUUCCAACCAUUGCCCAGUGCUUGUUGUUGGGGGCCAUGUCCUUUGAUCGAUAUGUGGCGAUCUGUAGACCAUUACACUAUGCCACCAUUAUGACCUUUAUCCAUCAGCUGCAGAUGGUCACCUCCUGCUGGUUGUUUGGCUUCAGCUUGACCCUUUGUGUAUACAUUUUAUUAAGCAAGUUAACAUUUUGUGGCCCUAACACCAUCAAUCACUUCUACUGUGAUGUUGCUCCUCUUCUACAAUUGUCCUGCUCCAGUACAUCUUAUAUAGAACUGGCCACCGCUGUGUUGACAUUUCCCAUCCUUUUGUCACCAUUCAUGUUUAUCAUAGUCACCUACAUUUCAAUUAUUCGUGCCAUCCUCAAGAUUCCUUCCAGCAGUGGAAAACAUAAAGCCUUCUCCACCUGCAGCUCCCACCUGAUCAUCGUGUGCAUGUACUACGGGACACUGUCAUCCAUUUAUAUCUUCCCACCAAGAAAUAAUUCCAUAAAUCUGAACAAAGGUCUAUCUGUUCUAUACACACUGGUGACUCCAUUGCUUAACCCCUUAAUCUACAGUUUAAGAAACCAGGACAUUAGAGGUGCCAUUUUUAAGCAUAUUCAAUAUUUGAGGCUAUGA